AUGUCCACCCUCAAAGAAAUCACCUCCGAGGAGGAGUGGAACCAACAUGUUGCCUCUCUCCCACCAACUACCCUCCAGAUCAUCUCCUUCCACGCCCCAUGGGCAGCUCCUUGCAAGCACAUGACGACGGUGUUGCAGACUCUGGCUUCGUCCUACCCAGUCACAGAUCCCCUGACAACCUCAUGGGUCUCCAUGAACGCCGAGGAGGUCAUCGAAGUCAGCGAUUCCUUCGACGUCACUGCCGUCCCAUACCUCGUUCUUACCCGCAACCAACAAGUCCUCGAGACCGUCAGCGGGAGCGAUGCCACGAAAGUACGAGCGGCAAUUGAGAAACAUGCAAACGGAGCCGGAGCAGGAAGCAAUGGAGUCAGCGUAGCAACCAGCAACGGGGCCGGCGCAAAGAACCUCGGCAGCUACGCACCAGCAUCAACAGACUCGGCUGUGUCACCUCUGGCCGCAGCAGGCGAAACAAAACAGGAUAAGGAAGAUCUACACCAGAGAUUAUCGAAUCUGGUCAAGGCCGCGCCCGUGAUGUUGUUCAUGAAGGGCACACCGAGUGCUCCGCAGUGCGGUUUCUCAAGACAACUGGUUGGGAUCUUGAGGGAGAACUCGGUCAAGUAUGGAUUCUUCAACAUAUUGGCAGAUGACGAGGUCAGGCAAGGGCUGAAAGAAUUCGCCGACUGGCCAACCUUCCCCCAAUUAUGGGUUGAUGGUGAGCUUGUUGGCGGUCUGGACAUCGUAAAGGAGGAACUGAGCAAUGACCCGGAUUUCUUAAAGCCCUACAGUGUAGUGAAGAGCACUGGAGCGGCUGCCCCAUCCCAA
Messenger RNA from Amorphotheca resinae ATCC 22711, 822 nucleotides. RefSeq lists its product as hypothetical. Gene Ontology annotation, molecular function: 2 iron, 2 sulfur cluster binding. The record is from RefSeq and is a predicted model, not a curated record. The transcript is spliced from 3 exons. The annotation marks the transcript as partial. NCBI's taxonomy places the organism in Eukaryota, Fungi, Ascomycota, Leotiomycetes, Helotiales, Amorphothecaceae.